Messenger RNA from Paramecium pentaurelia, 305 nucleotides. The record is from the annotation of a GenBank genome assembly. NCBI's taxonomy places the organism in Eukaryota, Ciliophora, Oligohymenophorea, Peniculida, Parameciidae.
AUGAUUUUUAGACUAUUGUAUUCAAUAACAAGAACUAAAGUAUGAAAUCAUUUAAAUGCUAGUUAUCCUCUAAUAUUGAUUUUAAAAAGAGAUGCUUAAAUACUCUUGAAUUGUAAUUUGAUAAAGUUGAUGAUAUAAUUAAGUCAACUCCAACCCUAUUCCUUCGAGGAGGAGGAUGCGUAGGAUCAAAAGCAAAGAUAAAAAGUCAAAUGUAAAACACAAUUCCUAUGAAUUACUUAUAAACAAUGAAAUUAAAUAGUCAAUUGAUUGUUGAUAAAUGUGAUUAACUUUUAGACAAUUUUUNA